This is a messenger RNA of Elephantulus edwardii (Cape elephant shrew), 648 nucleotides long. It is a transcript of the gene PTGES3L, whose product is annotated as prostaglandin E synthase 3 (cytosolic)-like. NCBI's taxonomy places the organism in Eukaryota, Metazoa, Chordata, Mammalia, Macroscelidea, Macroscelididae. Gene Ontology annotation, molecular function: Hsp90 protein binding; protein-folding chaperone binding. Gene Ontology annotation, cellular component: nucleus; cytosol. Gene Ontology annotation, biological process: protein folding; chaperone-mediated protein complex assembly. The record is from RefSeq and is a predicted model, not a curated record.
AUGGAUCUCUCUUUGUAUUGCUGCGGCUCCCUUGGUUAUGGGGCCCUGCACCCGCUCCCCCUACCCCACCUUUCCCUCUCCCAUAUAAGGAGAGGCAGCUGUUGGGGGCGUCCCCAGGAUCUAAAGAUAGCAGUCCCUGCCUGGGACUUCAAAUCCCACAGGCCAUUGGCAGGAGCCAUCAUGGCACGGCAGCAUGCCAGGACCCUGUGGUAUGACAGACCCAAAUAUGUGUUUAUGGAGUUUUGCGUUGAGGACAACACGGAUGCCCAUGUACUCAUCGAAGACCACCGCAUUGUGUUCAGCUGCAAGAAUGCCGAUGGAGUGGAGCUAUACAAUGAGAUUGAGUUCUAUGCCAAGGUGAACUCCAAGGAUUCUCAGGACAAACGCUCCAGUCGAUCCAUUACUUGUUUUGUAAGAAAGUGGAAGGAAAAUGUGGCCUGGCCACGGCUCACCAAGGAGGAUGUCAAGGUGGUUUGGCUGUCUGUGGACUUUGAUAACUGGAGAGACUGGGAAGGGGAUGAAGAGAUGGAGCUGGCUCAGGUGGAACAUUAUGCGGAGCUUUUGAAGAAGGUCAGCACCAAAGGACCUCCCCCUGCCAUGGAUGACCUGGAUGAUGACUCCGACAGUGCUGAUCCAAGAGGUACUUGA